AUGGCGGCCAAGGAUUCCAGCUCCGACAAGAGCGACUCAACGUACCAGGUGCUCGCUUCUCCUGUUGUGAAGAAUGACCCGUGCGCCGUGCCGUGGAGCCACCGGCCGCACCCUUUCGUCACGUCAAACUGGCUAAGCCAAGCGCUACUGCUUUGGCUUGAUCCACUUGUCUUGAAAGGAGCCAAGACGCCGCUCACGGAGGACGACGUUUGGCAGCUGGCGCCCGCUGACACUGCCGCACACCUUCAAGCGAGGUUCCAAGUUGCAUGGGCCGUGGAAAUCAAGACCGCGUCGCCAUCGUUUCUCCGCGCGCUCGUGCGAACGUUUCGUCGUGAGAUUGGUAUCGUGAUGGGACUGUACACGCUCAGCUGCGCGCUGAUCCUCGCGCAGCCGAUCGUGAUCAAGUCCCUUCUCCAGUUCCUCGCGAAUCCGUCGUCUGCCGCUCCGGCCGUGACCGACCUUGGCACCUCGAAUGGAUACAACCUGGCCACACUCUUGACAGGGAUGUCGUUUGUCUCCGUGACCCUCAUGGAUCUCGGGAUGGUGUUUGCAGGAAGGCUCGGGUGCAAUGCCAAGGCCAUCGUGAUGGACUUGGUCUUUCUCAAAACUCUGUCGGGCGAGGCGAAGCCGACGUCGUCUGGCGACUUGGCCACAUUGGCAUCAGUCGACUCGACGGGCCUCUUUAUGUGUGGCCUUUGGUUCAUGUGGACGGCGUUGUCGCCGCUGAUGGUGCUCGCGAUCUUCGUCAUGAUUGGCUUUGACCUGGGCGCGUGGCCCGCCGUCGUAGGCGGCGUCGUCAUGCUCGCACUCAUGGCGUUUGGUAUCUCGGAAGGCAGAGCAGUGGGAGCGAUACAAAAGGAUGCGCUGGUUGUUCAAGGCGAACGUGUCAAGUUCACCAACCAACUUCUCCACGGCGUUCGGACGGUCAAAAUGUACGGCUGGGAAGCGCCGUUGCAAGCUCACGUCGACGCCAUUCGAGCCACGGAACUCAAGUUGCUCAAGUCGUACCAUAUCCGCCGCCAAGUGUCGUCGAUUGUGCUCUUGGUGGCGCCUGUCAUGUCGCUCGCCCUCUGCCUCGUUGUGUUUGUAGCCCAAGGGCACAAGUUGACGCCGCCACUGGUUUUCGCCACGCUUGCCUUCAUGAAUGCUGCUCGAACUCCGUGCAGUUCGUUCUCGUUUUCAAUCAUGAAUCUGUUCGGCGCGAUCAACUCAUGCCACCGCGUCGAUGCCUUUUUAGCAGCCGACGCUGUGCCGUCCAAGCCACCGUCUCAGACAUUCUCCCACGAUUCAAAUGUCGUCAUGCUGGACGCCGCCUCGUUUGACGUGCUCGCUUCUGCUCCUGCUGGCCACAGAGUGCUCAACAACAUCAGCGUUGUGGUGCCAUCCACGCCGUCGUUGACGAUCGUUGUCGGGUCGGUCGGAAGCGGCAAGUCGUCGCUGCUCACUGCCAUCCUCGGCGAGCUUGUCCUGGUCUCGGGAACGUCAUCUGUGACGUCGCGCAUCGCGUACGCCAGCCAAGAUCCGUGGCUCCAACUCACCACCGUUCGCGAAAAUAUUGUGUUUUCCACCAGAGCAGGCAAGCAAGCUCCAGUUGACGAGGACCGAUAUGCCAGGGUCCUGUCAGCGUGCCAGCUCGAGUCCGACUUGGCCGCGCUGCCUGACAGAGAUUUGACUGAGAUCGGGUCCCGCGGCGUCACGUUGAGCGGCGGCCAGAAGGCCCGCGUCGGCCUCGCUCGCGCGGCUUACAAGAAGGCUGACGUGUAUCUGCUGGACGACCCGCUCAGCGCGCUUGACGUGCAUGUAGCCACCAACGUGUUCAAAGACUGCAUUCAAGCGCUCUUGAGCCAGUCUAGUCCCGUCGUGCUCGUGGUAAACAGCCACUACCACCUCCUUCCAUUGGCAGAUCGCGUGCUCGUGAUGGAGAACGGAUCGAUCGUCGGCGAUGGCAAGCUCGCGUCCCUUGCAAUGGCAUUUCCGCAUCUCGUGGCAUUCUCGACAAGCUCCGCUUUGAAUGCAGACGCCACGACCGCGCCAUCAUCCGCUUCGCUCACCAUGGACUCGACGUCGCCGUUGGCGGCAUCGGCGGCCUUGAUUGUACCCGAGGAGCGCAACGUCGGCCGGGUGACGACCCAAACCUACACAACUUACUUUUCCGCGUCCGGGUGGAAUGGCGUGGGUGUCGCUAUCAGUGUCAUUGGAUUUUUUGUCGUCGCGCAGGCAUGCCUUGUUCUCAUGGACUGGUUCGUCGGGCUAUGGGCCGCGGCGCCAUCGCCGCCCAAUGCCACGUAUGCCGGCAUGUACAUCGCCCUCGCCGUGCUUGUGCUGGCCCUUGUCGUCGGGCGUAGCCUGUACGUGCUGCAUUUCAUCCUCCUCUGCUCCAAACACCUCCACUCGACCAUCCUCCACAACGUCUUGCACGCGCGUCUCCAUUCGUUCUUUGACGUGACCCCCGUCGGCCGCAUCCUGAAUCGGUUCUCGGCCGACCUGUCGACCGUCGACAACAUGGUGCCGAUGCUGGGGCUGCACAUCUUGGGCUUGCUUGUUCAAAUCCUCGCGUCGCUCGUGGUGUGCGCCGCCACGUCGCCGUACGUCCUGCUCGUGUACGUGCCGCUUGGGUGGGUCUUUGCGAAAAUUCGCGCGAUUUACAGUGCUACGUCCACACAGCUCAAACGGAUGGACGGGACGUCGCGGUCGCCCGUGCUCACCCUGCUCACCGAGACCGUCGACGGGGCCAGCACCAUUCGCGCCUUCGAUGCCACCGCCGCAUUCCAGGACAACGCCCGCGCGGCCAUCGACUUCAACCAGCGGUUCGACUUGACCCAUUUCAUUUCGACCAAGUGGUUUCAAAUGCGCCUCGACUGGGUGUCCGUCAUCGUCGUUGGUGCCGUUGCCUUCCUUGCGGUUGCGACCAAGGACUCGGUCACGGCUGUCGGCCUCGCGCUCACGUAUGCCGUCCAGCUCACGAUUGUGUUGUCCCGCACCACGAUGGAGUAUACGUACUUGGACGACGUCAUGACGAGUGCCGAGCGAUUGGAUCACUACACGCACCUCGACCACGAAGGGGCGUCGCUGACGAGAGGUACCGCCAUCCCAGACAAAGAGCAUGAAGCGUGGCCGCAGCACGGCGCGAUCACGUUUGCAAACUACUCGAUGCGGUACCGCGACGGGCUCCCGUUGUCGUUGAACGGCGUCAGCUUUAGCGUUCGGGGUGGGGAAAAGGUCGGGAUCUGCGGGCGCACGGGGGGCGGCAAGAGUUCGCUCGUCGCGGCGCUGUUUCGUACGGUGGACGCGGCGACCGGCAGCAUCUUGAUGGACGGCGUCGACAUUGCCGCGGUGCCGUUGGCGACGCUGCGAUCGAAACUCACGAUCAUUCCUCAGGACCCUGUCCUCUUUAGCGGGUCGCUGCGAUUCAAUUUGGACCCGACCGAGUCGGCGACGGACGCCGACUUGUGGCGGGUCGUGCGCGACGCGCACUUGACCGACGUUGUCCACAGCCUCGACUUUGACGUGGCGGAAAACGGAAGCAACUUGUCUGUGGGCCAGAGGCAGUUGGUGUGCAUCGCGCGCGCGUUGCUGCGCAAGUCCAAGGUGGUGGUGCUGGACGAAGCAACGGCCAACAUCGACGUCGACACGGACCGGCUGAUCCAAGACUCGCUCCGGGGGACGUUUGCCACGGACGUGACCAAGCUCGUGAUUGCCCACCGCCUCGACACGAUCCUCGACAGCGAUCGCAUCCUCGUGCUCCACGACGGGUCCGUCGCCGCCUUUGACACGCCGCACGCCCUUGUCGCGAUGGACCGCGGCGUGUUUGCGUCGCUCAAACUCUGACACAAACUACUCGACGAAUACGUUGAAAACGAUUACAGUGUUUCGUGGCGCGAGUCCAAAAACAGCUUGUACACUGGAUUGUCUUGCUCGUCGAACCAGUCGUAGCCGACGCCGUCGAGGAACUCGUCGAACGCGUCGUCGUCUGCCGGCGCAACUUGCAUCCCGACAAGGACCCGGCCGUAGUCGGCGCCGUGGUUGCGGUAGUGGAAUAAACUAAUGUUCCAGUUGUGGUCACCCA
Molecule: messenger RNA, 4066 nt
Organism: Aphanomyces invadans
Lineage: Eukaryota; Oomycota; Saprolegniomycetes; Saprolegniales; Verrucalvaceae
Exons: 1
Coding region: 1-3828 (1275 amino acids)
Biological process (GO): transmembrane transport
Cellular component (GO): membrane
Molecular function (GO): ABC-type transporter activity; ATP binding; ATP hydrolysis activity
Source: RefSeq, a predicted model, not a curated record